Dracunculus medinensis (Guinea worm) is the source of this 501-nucleotide messenger RNA. The record is from the annotation of a GenBank genome assembly. Lineage: Eukaryota; Metazoa; Nematoda; Chromadorea; Rhabditida; Dracunculidae.
AUGAAAUACAUUCUGGUAAUUUUUUUUAGUCUUGUGCAAAGGGCUGAGUCAGGCCUUUCGGCUAACCUUGAUAAAUGCGUUAAUCCUGCUAGUCCCGCAGCCAUGCCUCGUCCAUUACCACCUCCUACUGCUUGCAAAAAUAAGGAUCCAACUAUAUGCACCGCUGUUUUCGAUCCCAUAGGACUUACUUCAGUCGCUUUAGAAAAGUGCCCCAAGCCAUGUGGGCUAUGCAACGUACCUGGUGCGGCGGGUCGUUGUCCGGAUGUUUCUGAUAAUUGUAUCUCUUUAUUGCCCAUCUUAACGUGCAAUAAUACAUACAUGCAGCAAAACUGCAUGUUAACGUGCCGAAUUACAACUUGCAUAUCUACAACAGCAGCAGGUUCUUCUGCAUGUUCAGACAGUCGAGCUAAUUGCGGACAACUGGCAAACUACUGCACCAUUCCACCAUAUUCAACUGUCAUGAGAGAUCAAUGCAAAAGAACAUGUGGCAUAUGCAGAUAA